Molecule: messenger RNA, 2124 nt
Organism: Pongo pygmaeus (Bornean orangutan)
Lineage: Eukaryota; Metazoa; Chordata; Mammalia; Primates; Hominidae
Gene: GJB6
Product: gap junction protein beta 6
Exons: 3
Coding region: 635-1420 (261 amino acids)
Biological process (GO): cell-cell signaling; gap junction-mediated intercellular transport
Cellular component (GO): connexin complex
Molecular function (GO): gap junction channel activity
Source: RefSeq, a predicted model, not a curated record
AGAGUGUGCAGGAGGCUGAAGCUGUCCAGCAAGGUGUCACCAAGGACCCUGGGCGCUGAGCGAUGCAAUGGGGAUCCCAGGAACAAAGGAGCCACCCGGCCUCUGCACGACACCAUCCAUGCUGAGAUUAGACCGGAACUCGCACUGCAGUGACACCAUCAAAUUAUAACCUGGCAAGACAAGAGAGGAAGGGCCAUCGAUAGGAAACGUGAAACAAAUGAGACUGUCAGCAGCUGAAGGCUUUUCACUGAGUGGGAAAUGUCAUACAGGAAUAGAGAGGGGUAAAGAUGGAGACUACUGUAUUCCAGACACUGUAGCUGGUCUUUCAGACACAAGGUCUGGUAUAAGAAGCCAAUAAUUCUGUGAGGUGCUUAAACAUCCCCACUGGACCAAGGAGGACACUGGGGAGAAAGGAAUAAGAGGACAGAACAGCAAAGAAGAAAGAGAAGGCGACAUCCUCACCGACCGAGCAAAGAUUGACAUUCGUAUCAUCACUGUGCACCAUUGGCUUCUAGGCACUCCAGUGGGGUAGGAGAGGGAGGUCUGAAACCCUCGCAGAGGGACCUUGCCCUCAUUCUUCGGGUCUGAAACGCUGGCAGUCGUUGGAAACAGGACUCAGGGAUAAACCAGCGCAAUGGAUUGGGGGACCCUGCACACUUUCAUUGGGGGUGUCAACAAACACUCCACCAGCAUCGGGAAGGUGUGGAUCACAGUCAUCUUUAUUUUCCGAGUCAUGAUCCUCGUGGUGGCUGCCCAGGAGGUGUGGGGUGACGAGCAAGAGGACUUCGUUUGCAACACACUGCAACCGGGAUGCAAAAAUGUGUGCUACGACCACUUUUUCCCGGUGUCCCACAUCCGGCUGUGGGCCCUCCAGCUGAUCUUCGUCUCCACCCCAGCGCUGCUGGUGGCCAUGCACGUGGCCUACUACAGGCACGAAACCACUCGCAAGUUCAGGCGAGGAGAGAAGAGGAAUGAAUUCAAAGACAUAGAGGACAUUAAAAAGCAGAAGGUUCGGAUAGAGGGGUCGCUGUGGUGGACAUACACCAGCAGCAUCUUUUUCCGAAUCAUCUUUGAAGCAGCCUUUAUGUAUGUGUUUUACUUCCUUUACAAUGGGUACCACCUGCCCUGGGUGUUGAAAUGUGGGAUUGACCCCUGCCCCAACCUUGUUGACUGCUUUAUUUCUAGGCCAACAGAGAAGACCGUGUUUACCAUUUUUAUGAUUUCUGCGUCUGUGAUUUGCAUGCUACUUAACGUGGCAGAGUUGUGCUACCUGCUGCUGAAAGUGUGUUUUAGGAGAUCAAAGAGAGCACAGACGCAAAAAAAUCACCCCAAUCAUGCCCUAAAGGAGAGUAAGCAGAAUGAAAUGAAUGAGCUGAUUUCAGAUAGUGGUCAAAAUGCAAUCACAGGUUUCCCAAGCUAAACAUUUCAAGGUAAAAUGUAGCUGCGUCAUAAGGAGACUUCUGUCUUCUCCAGAAGGCAAUACCAACCUGAAAGUUCCUUCUGUAGCCUGAAGAGUUUGUAAAUGACUUUCAUAAUAAAUAGACACUUGAGUUAACUUUUUGUAGGAUACUUGCUCCAUUCAUACACAACGUAAUCAAAUACGUGGUCCAUCUCUGAAAACAAGAGACUGCUUGACAGAGGAGCAUUGCAGUCAUUUUGACAGGUUCCUUUUAAGUGGACUUUCUGAAAAUUUAUAUAACUGUUGUUGAUAAAGAACAUUUAUCUAGAAAUUGAUACUUUUAUUAGGAAAAUAUAUUUUUAUAGUCUUGGAUGUUUUUAGUUCUGACUUUGAAUUUAUAUAAAGUAUUUUUAUAAUGACUGGUCUUCCUUACCUGGAAAAACAUGCGAUGUUAGUUUUAGAAUUACACCACAAGUAUCUAAAUUUGGAACUUACAAAGGGUCUACCUUGUAAAUAUUGUUUUGCAUUGUCUGUUGGCAAAUUUGUGAACUGUCAUGAUACGCUUAAGGUGGAAAGUGUUCAUUGCACAAUAUAUUUUUACUGCUUUCUGAAUGUAGAUGGAACAGUAUGGAAGCAGAAGGCUUUUUUAACUCAUCCAUUUGCCAAUCAUUGCGAACAACUGAAAUGUGGAUGUGACUGCCUCAAUAAAGCUCGUCCCCAUUGCU